This is a messenger RNA of Caenorhabditis remanei, 804 nucleotides long. RefSeq lists its product as uncharacterized. NCBI's taxonomy places the organism in Eukaryota, Metazoa, Nematoda, Chromadorea, Rhabditida, Rhabditidae. The transcript is spliced from 4 exons. The coding region runs from base 1 to 804 and encodes 267 amino acids. The record is from RefSeq and is a predicted model, not a curated record.
AUGAAUUCACUUCUUCUUCUCUCUCUUUGUGCAUACCUUGUUGUGUUGGUUAAGUGCCAAGGGCCAGUAUUUCCCAUGUCAUACAACGGUGGCUCUUCUUCACCCACUAUCAGAGGAAAGCGCCACGCCGAGUUCCUAGCCCAUCUCACCUGUCCUCUGAGUCAAGAGUGGUGCGUGUACGUCAAAUAUGUGGAAGAUGAUUUAUUCUAUGAUGAUGUUGUUCACACGAUGCCAAUGGUCUGCGCAUUGGGUGGUCGCGUACUGGAGCACUACCAAAUGCUAGACUAUUCGGGAACAGAGCCUGAAAUAUAUGACUUGGAUUAUCAACCCAAAGUAAUUAUUUAUCAUGAUUGCUCUGUUAAACAGACAAUUCUCAAGUACGAGCACAUAUUUGAAGUGCAACAUCGGCGAACAAAUUGUACUGGCUUCGAGUACACAAUCGAUUUGCUUAAAAAAGGAUCACGUGCUUAUGCUCUCCGAGAAGUUUUUGGCAUAUAUCGCGUCGAUCACGUCGUAAGAGACUGGCCUGCAGAACACUACUUCCAAUAUCCAACAAGACGUAGUCAAUAUCCAGAAAUUCCACCAUGGGGUGUAGUCCCGUCCUCUUUCCCAACUGACCGCUGCUUGAGAAUGUCUGAUGAAUCGGGAAAUUCCACAACAACGACUCCCGCCCCGACUACUGUUGCAACCACCACGGAGAAAAUCACCAUUUUUUCUGAUCCAAAAUGGAUUGCCAACGCGUUUUGGGAAAGCGUCGAUAAAGUCGCAAAGGCCAACACCGCCAAUUCUACACUUCCCGCUUAA